Parastagonospora nodorum SN15 is the source of this 591-nucleotide messenger RNA. RefSeq lists its product as hypothetical. The transcript has 2 exons. The record is from RefSeq and is a predicted model, not a curated record. Bases 1 to 591 code for a protein of 196 amino acids. NCBI's taxonomy places the organism in Eukaryota, Fungi, Ascomycota, Dothideomycetes, Pleosporales, Phaeosphaeriaceae.
AUGAAGCUCGCUGUACUCGCAUUUGCGGCCCUUGCGUCGAUUGUGGCUGCACAGGACCAGUAUUACAACGUCUCUUCCCCCACUUCCAACCUCAGCACCGCCCUCGGCGCCUGUCACCAAGGCGCCGCGAUCGAAGGCCUCUGCCUCACGGGCGAGAAAGUGACCGACCCUGCCUCUCUCUACACAACCUUCUACCACAACGUCAGCGCGAGCACAAACGUCAGCGACUUCGACACCGUCGGCCUCCUAGGCUACAACCUCUGGUCCGGCGGCAAUAUCAUCGCUCCCUCCGCGAUGCAGCUGUCCAUCUCGCCGACUUCAAAUGUCGCUAACGCUAUCUUCCUUCCGGGAUGGUAUGCCCCUUCCAUCGUGCUUUUUGAAGCGUCGGGAAGCAUGUACAUCAAUGUUUACCAGAACGACCUCGUCGAUCCGAUUACGUACUUUGAGCCGCCGCUGCGCGCGAAGAAUUGGUACAUUUGUGCGACAAAGUGGGCGUAUUCUUAUGAGACGCUUAUUUGGAGAGUUGGUUUGGUUGGCCAGCCGCAGAAUCCAGCUUGUCAAUGGGUGGAUAUUGUGAGGGUGUUUGUCUAG